This is a messenger RNA of Recurvomyces mirabilis, 6114 nucleotides long. It is a transcript of the gene SAC3, whose product is annotated as actin cytoskeleton and mitosis protein. Gene Ontology annotation, biological process: base-excision repair; UV-damage excision repair; nucleotide-excision repair involved in interstrand cross-link repair. The coding region runs from base 1 to 6114 and encodes 2037 amino acids. Lineage: Eukaryota; Fungi; Ascomycota; Dothideomycetes; Mycosphaerellales; Teratosphaeriaceae. Gene Ontology annotation, cellular component: nucleotide-excision repair factor 1 complex. The record is from RefSeq and is a predicted model, not a curated record. Gene Ontology annotation, molecular function: damaged DNA binding. The transcript has 3 exons.
AUGUCGUCAGCACGCGGCAGAGGAACUGUAGAGCAAGGUAGAGGACGAGGAACAGCGCGAGGCACGUCGACAACGCGUGGAGGAGGAGGCUCCAAAGGAAGUGCAUCGCGUGGCAGGGUGACGGGUCGACGGACUUUUGGAAGCCCUUCCCGUGGUGAUGCGACAGCUCCAGCUCGAGGAAGUUUUGCUGCGGGAUCAUCUCUGGCCAACACUUCAAAUGGCUUUCCUUUCGGCAAGCAGAGUCAACAACCGGGCGCAUUCGGCGGAGCACAGUCAAAAGGCAAUUGGGCGCAGCGAUAUGAGCAGCUCGAGACGUCUCGUGAACAGGAACGGGCGCAAGCCAUACGCCAGGGCCUCAUUGCCGACCCGAACAAGCCUCGAUCGUUGGCCGAUGCCAUUACACCUGUUGGAACAUGCCAGGGGAUGUGCGCGGAGUUUGAGAGAGUGCAAAGGGUUGUUCAGAACGACGUUUGGGCGGAAGAGACAGAUCAGAACCGGACGGCGUAUAGCAUCGGAAAUGCUCAGCCGGAUGAAGUACGCUUUGUCAAGAAGUUUCGCAGAGCAGCAGCUGGUUUGGAGGAGCAAUUGCCGUCGGAUCUGCGACCACCCGCGAUUCUCAAGAAGACAUGCGACUACCUGUUCGACGAAGUAAUUGGACAAGCACCGGCACUGGAGAAGGUGCACCAUUUUGUUUGGGAUCGAACACGGGCGAUCAGAAAUGACUUCUCGAUACAACAAGUCACCAGAGCCGAGGAUCUGAGCAUUGCAAUUGAAUGUUACGAGCGGAUCGCACGGUUCCAUAUCGUCUCUCUUCACCAGCUGGCUGUGCACCCACGGCCAUACGAUAAGUACGAUGCGCAACAGGAGCGCGAGCAGCUGGACCGGACGCUUUUAUCCCUGAUGCAAUAUUACGACGACAGCCGUGGUCGGGUUAGCUUACCAAACGAAGCUGAAUUCCGAGCAUACUGCGUGAUCUUCCAGCUGCAGGACCCUAUUCCAGAUAUGGAAGAUCGUGCGCAGAGCUGGCCGAGACAGAUCAUGAUGGAUAACCGAGUUCGAGUAGCGCUGGAGCUCUACGCAGCUGCGUGUAACACCAUGGAUGCGCAGGGACCGCUGAAGCCACGAGCGAACCAUCUGAUCGCACAGCAAGAUUUCCAACGCUUCUGGAGUAUUGUAGAAUCCAAGAAAACAUCAUAUCUCAUGGCGUGUGUGGCGGAGAUCUACUUCAACCUUGUGCGGCGCACCACGCUCGAAGCGCUUUACAGGGGUUUCCGACAGAGUCCGAACAGAUCUACGGAGGAUUGGACUGCUGAGGCACUACGCGAUCUCCUCGCUUUCGACGAUGUCGAUCAGGUCUUUACGUUCAGCCAGGCCUACGGAUUCUCGUUUGGCAAGCGUGCAGAUGGAAACCAGUACAUCGAUCUGGUUUCUGUCAGAGGCGAGAUGCCACAGCCCAAUGUUGGACUGCCGAAGCAAUGGAGAAGUGAAAUGGUGGAGAUGAAGAGAUUCGGGAGGACAUUACCUGCCACUAUCAGUGGUAUGACGGUGAAGCAGGCGCGGGAAGCAGGUUUGAUGCAUGCUGAAGAAAAUGAAGACGAAAUGGAAGAUGUGGAUGGGAUGAUGGACGGGACCGAGCAGGAAGCGGCGGGGCCUGAUCUUGAUGACGGCGAAGGUCUUUUCGUUCCGGAAGUGGCCCCGCAACAAGAGCAGAAGAAGCCUACGACGUUUGAUCAACUCGUGUCGAAUUGCGUCGUGCAGACUUCAGCUGCCACGGCUCCCACAAGUACAGCCAAGACCACCGAUAACAGUGGAUGGAGUUUUGGUAAGCCAUCGACUAAUAUCACGGGUCCGAGCAAUGCGACCUCGAGUGGUCCACCUGGAAAGCUCUUCGACUUCACCGCGGCAAAAGCGGCGGCACUAGCUGUUGCUCCCACUGCCCCAGCAAGCACGCCUUUGCCAGCCUUCAAGCCUUCACCCUUUCAAGGAAGCACAUUCAACUUCGCGUCGGCUGCACAACCAGCCCGCCAGACCUCGCCAGCCUUCAAUGGGGCACAAAGUGUCUUCGAUAUGCCGGCUGCAACUGCGCCGAUGCCGGUGUUCAAUUUUACAGGCGCUCCCACGUCACACGGCAAUGGCACUGAUUUGCCAGCGGUGCCAGCGCUUUUUCAGAAUCUACCUCAGUCAACAGUGGAGUCGCCACCAAGUUCGCCGGACGAGGCAUCUUCCAUUUCCGCUCAGCCACCUAAUUUGGCAAGCGCGACCUUCGUACCCGAUCACGCGCCAGCGAGCGAGCCGAAGAUCGUGCAACCUUCACAACCCGCGUUAACGACUUCGCCGAAAGACAAGAAAGCUUCACCAGCUUCACCAGCUUCACCAGCUGUGCACGAGACACCUUCCAUUUCCAUCGAGCGGCGUGCUUCUAUCAACCACCAACACAAACCACGUGUGCCAAGUCCGCUCCGAAAGGGGUCAAGCUUCGAGGACUUUCGAAGCGCAGGCAACACUACUGUUUCACAACCAACGGCCGCUGACAUCUUCGAUCGGCUCGCUAGAGAAAUACUCGAGGACUCGACAUCUGGCUUCUUGAGACAGUAUCUUGAAUAUACUGUUUCACAAACAGUCGCGCAAACACAGGCGCAAGUCCACCGCGAGCUGGUCAACAAAGAGGCUGACGACUUCCGCCGAUAUAUCCUUGAACGUCGGUACGGGAGGAGGUGGCGCGAGGCCCUGUGGCGAAGGAAGUCAACACUACGCGCACACGCGCGACGACAGAGAGCAAGGAGAGGUUUGGAGGACUUAAGGAGCGACAAGGUUUCUGAUAUGGGUAGUACAAUGAGUCGCAGUCGUGCAAGCACGAUGGACGACGCGCCAACUCGACCCGAGAGAGUCGACAAGAUAUUCCAGCAGACUGUGCUUGAUGAAAUACGGCCGUCACAGCAUCUUUUGAAAUCCCAUGCAGCAGCCGGCAAUAAGCGAUCUUUGUCUUCACUGGCAAAGGACGCUCCCCCCAUCAACGGCUUCUCGCACAAACGUCAGAAGAGUGUAAGCCAAGUAAACGGCGCGAACAGCUUACACCAGCUUGACCACAACAGUGCACAGGCUGAUCUGUUGAGACGUUCGGCAUACCUGGCAGGUUCUCCUCCCGGCCAAGAGCGGCAGCAAAGCACGACACAAACGAAUUACUUCCGACUCAAGGCUAUGGGCAUUGAUCCUGUGGCGAAGAUGAACGAGGCAGAACGUGGAAGGAAGCGGAGGAGAUCUGACUCGGUUGAGAAUGCAUCAAAGACACCAUCGGACAGUAAUGGGCGUUCCCCAAUUCUGAGCCUGACGGCCAAAGCAUCAGCGCCAAAGUCCCUGAUGCUACCGCCACCUACGACAAGCGCAAAGAAGGACGACAGCGACGAUGCACUUUUCGCACGACUCAAAGCGGCCAGGGAGGCGCUUGCAGAGAGUGGGUCGAUCGUGAAGGAUAUUGUGGCAAAGGAGCAGGAGAUGCAAAAGAGUCUAGAUGCUUCGAGGUCCUCCAACGACUCUCCCUCAAUGAUGAAAGCGCGAGCUGAAGCAAGGUGGCGUGCGUCAAGACCUGGCUCUGUCGUACCUACACCAGAGCUACAUGGAGACGUGCCAGCUUAUCGACUAAGGGAGAGCAGAUUCGUGCCACGUGAACAGUACGGCAAGGCCAUCGAGCGCUCCAAGGUCUUUCGCGAGUCACGGUCGUGCGAGAUUAGCAGGCCCGAGUCUCGUUUCGAUGAUACCACGUUCGAUCAGUCUGUCAGCGACUUCGUCAAGCCAGUCUCGCACAGCUUUGCGCCUGCUACUUCCUACAACUUCGACAGCCCGGCACAGAAUGGUCAGCAAGCCAAUGGCCUGGCAUAUCCGGACUUGCCGAAGUGGGAGCCUCCAGCACCCCUCACGCAGCCAAGCAGUUUCGCUCCUGCUUUGUCACAAACCACCUGGAAUUUUGGUUCGAACGAUAAGCCGCUUGAGCCUUCAACAUGGGAUCCCGCCAUGUUGACACAGGAGAAAGUGGCACACAUCUCCGACCCAGCACUGUACAACCCGCCCGUUGAUGCUGAUCCAUUCGCACCAGCUGAAAAUGGGUUCGUCGAUCAAAUCCGGGACAGUGCAGGUUUCUGGCCAAACGAGAUACAGCAUCAGACCAUUCCGCCGUCGCAGAUCGAGGAGACGCUCGCAAGGUCGUUCGGUCAUUACCAGGAAACGCAGCCAGAUCCCUACUUCGAUGCUGCCGGACCUAGUCCGCCUCAAGAUGCACGCAGUCAGUAUGCUAAAUCGCGAUCCGCUUCCCAGGUCAUCUCGCUUCUUUCAGAUGACGAGGAAGAAGAGGAGCAGCAGGCUUCUGCUCCCGCCGGGUAUGCGCCAAUGAUCGCUCAGCUAGCCACGACCAAUGGUGGAGCGCGCGAGCCUGAGGACGGCGAUGGCACGUUUGGGUAUGGCAGAUUCGAGAACCACAACGCCGAGGUUCCUGAUUCGUAUCAGUAUACUCAACAUCAGACUCAGUACUCAAACAAUCCUUAUGCUGUACUGGCAGGUGAGUAUAGAGGUGACACUGAGGACGAUGGAGAGGUGAAUCUUGAGGACGAAGAGGAAUUGGAGGAAGAGGACACGGAUGUUGACGCGGCUCCUGCCACGAAUGGCCAUCGUUUUCGAAGCGAGAAUGCUGAUGAUGACGAAGAGGGUGACAUUGGAGAUACAGAGGAAGACUAUGAUGAGGAAGAAGAGUACGAUGAUGAAGAGGAGGGCCAAGGUGGGCCAGUCAGAACUUUCAGGAGUCACCAUCGUGCAGAUGAGGAGGGAGAGGAGGAGGGGUUCGACAGUGACGACUAUGAUGAAGAAGACGAGGAAGAAGAUGAGGAGCCUCGUGGUGUAUUUCCUAACGCGGGCAGGUGGCCAGCACAGAGCGCCAAGGAUCCGGCUCUGCAGAUGGUGGGCAACACGGAGGAGGAAGCGAUCGAGCUUAACGGGAAGAUGGCGGACGCAGCGAGACCGUCGACGCCACCGCGCACCUCAGCACCCAAAGCCACAGACAUGACACCGGAGCAGGUCAGGCGCAUGGAAGAAUCACGACUAAAAGCCAAAGCCAUACGACAGCAGCAACAAGUAGCAGAGGGUCGCAAGACAGCAGAAAAUGCAUCCGGCUACCCCGUCACCUCCACAGCCGGCCAGAAACGAGCGCACUCGUCCAUCACCUCCUCCCGCGAUGCGCCACCCACUAAGCGCGAUGCCCGCAAAGACUCAGACAAGUCGAGAGGCAUCGAUGGCCUGUCAGGUGACACCGAUAUCCGCGUCGCGAGGAAAUUCCAGAAGUAUGUCGAGUACGACUUUAGCAAGAUGACCGAUACGAAGGGAGGUUUCAUGACACACGAAGAUGAUCCGUUCAAUAAAGCACUACACGCGCCUGAUGCAGCGGAUAAACCGGCAAAUAUGACGUUGAAGGAGUGGGAACGGCAGCAAUUACAGAAACGGCUAAGGGAGCGGAGGGAAGGACCGUAUGAGCCUGGAUUGUCGGUCCUGGACAAGAGGGAGAUCACGAAGAAGUGUCAGGAUUGUGGGAGUCUGGAGAUAGAUUGGCAGUGGGAUGAAUUGCUGAAAUGCCAAGUCUGCCAUACCUGUAAAGAAAAGUUGCCGGAGAAGUAUUCGCUCCUUACCAAGACGGAAGCGAAGGAGGACUACCUCCUGACGGACCCGGAGUUGAGGGAUGAGAGUUUGUUACCGCAUCUGGAGAAGCCGAAUCCGCAUAAAAGCACCUGGAAUAAUAUGAUGCUCUACCUCCGCUUCCAAGUUGAGGCCUAUGCUUUCUCCAAGAAGAAGUGGGGUAGCGCAGCAGCAUUAGACGAAGAGUUUGAGCGCAGGCAGAAGGAGGGGAAGGAUAGAAAGGAGAAGAAGUUUCGGAAUAAACUCGAGGAGUUGAAGAAGAGGACGAGAGUGGAGGCGUAUAAGCGGGGGAGGAAAGGUGGUGGUGGCGAGUUCGGAGAUGUUAUUGGUGGUGGGAGACAUGUUCAUGAGUGGGGUAGGCAGGUGGAGGAUCCGGAGACCGGGAUGCUGAGGCGACGGUGCGCGGAAUGUGGGAUGGAGGUUGAGGAGAUGGAGUUGUGA